AACAAUACCGAAGGUUUCGUUUGUAAAUUUGAUGGAGUUGCUUGCUGGCACCCUGAUGGAAUGAGGUCAUAAGUAUCCAACUCAGAAACAGGGGGCUCUGGGGCCAGUUUCCUCGGGGCAUUAAAAACAGCUCAAGUUUAACAGGGUUAGACCUUUCUUCUAAUGAACUUUCAGGACCCCUUCCACUUGACAUUGUCGAGUUAGUCCCGUUUAUCUCAAUCCUUGACCUCUCCAGCAACAAUUUUUCUGGCGAAAUUCCAAAGAGCUUUGCCAAUUGCAGUUAUCUAAAUGUUCUUAAACUUGACAACAACCAGCUAUCCGGUGAAAUACCUCCCCAAAUUGGCAACCUCGAUCGUUUGAAUGUCCUCAAUGUUUGUAACAAUAAGAUGUCAGGGUUAGUCCCUGUCUUUGGCAGUACCGCAAUUACAGCCGAGAGCUUUGCUAACAAUAAGAACCUUUGUGGAAAGCCUUUAGAACCCUGUCCAACUCAAAAGCGUGGACUGAAAUUCGACUUUUCAUUCCAAAGUGGGUUUCUAGUUGGUUAUGUGGUUUCUGCAGUUUCAGUAAUGACUAUUUUUGUGUCCCAUUAUGUGGUUUGCAUGAAUGAAAGGAAAACAGAUAAGAAGAUGACACUGUCGAAGGAGAGGAGUACUAAGAACGAGAAUAAAGAAGCUGAUCAAGUUAAUCAGUCGCAAACUAAGGGGCUCCUGCAAGAAGGGACCAAAAAGAUGUCUCAGAUGGAGAGAAUGGUUACUAGAAUGAGCUUUACAGAAAUUAGUGAGGCGACUGGCUAUUUCAACACAAACAAUGUCAUUGGAAUGGGAAAGAUUGGGAUGAUGUACAAGGCAGUGCUUCCAAAUUACUGGUCUCUUGCAGUUAAGAGGUUAAAUAAUUGUCAAUCAUAUGAGACACAAUUCCUAUCUGAGCUAUCAGCUCUGGGUAUAUUGAGACAUGAUAACCUAGUUCCCCUCUUGGGAUACUGCAGUGAACAGAAUGAGAAACUUCUAGUGUACAAAUACAUAUUGCAUGGCAACCUUUAUGAUUGGCUACAUGUAGGAGAAGGAGAACUCAAGGAUAAGAUCUUGGAAUGGCCUUUGAGGACUAAAAUUGUAAUUGGGAUAUCAAGAGGCCUAGCAUGGCUUCACCAUAAAUAUGAAUUCCAAGUGGUCCAUCUCAACUUGGGUUCAAACUCUAUCUUAUUAGAUAGGAAUUUUGAGGCCAAGAUAUCAAAUUUUUGGGGGGCAAAAAUAUCAAGUUCUGGAGGGUUAAUGUUCAUGAAUUCAAAUGUCAUCAACACAAGAAAUAGUUCUUUUGUAGACAGUGGGGUAUGGGAGUUGGGUUUUGUUAAAAAGGAUGUCUAUGACUUUGGAAUUCUGCUUCUUGAGCUAAUUACAAGAAAGGAACCCACUGAAAUUAACAGUUUUUCAUACAGAUUUAAUGGGAGUUUGUUUGAUUGGAUAACUCACCUUUUGAGCAAUUCAUCUGAUAUUUACAGUGUUAUUGAUAAUUCUCUGAUUGGCAAAGGAUUUGAUGGUGAAAUCUUUGAGUUACUUAGAAUUGCAUGUACCUGUCUUAACCCCUUCCCUAUUCAAAGGCCAACAAUGCUUGAAUUAUACAAUACAAUAAGUACUUUUGGAGAGAGAGAUGGCAUUAGAAAUGACUCUGAGAUAUUGAUGCAACCUGAAAUUGCUAUUGCAAAUAGCUCAAUUGACAUCAAUACAGUAAGUACUUUUGGGGAGAGAUAUGGCAUCAAAAAUGACUCUGAGAUAUUGAUGCAAUCUAAAAUUGCUAUUGCAAGUAGCUCAAAUGAAAUUGUUGAGCUAGAAAUUGCAGAGACCAAUUGAAACAUGAAAUAAAAAGUGUAGCUUUCACAUUUCGAAAUAUAUGCAUGUAACAUAUUUGCUGUCCCAAACAUUAUUUGGGUUACAUUUUCUUAUUGUGAUAUUUUUUCUGCCCUUCACUAUCUUUUUGUUAUCUUUAUCCCAUGAAAUAAGAAUUAAAAAAAUAAGGAUUCUAGAGGUUUUGGAGCCACUGCAGUGGGAAGGGGAAACCGGACAUUUGUUGAGGUUACAAAGAGAGACUA
Quercus lobata is the source of this 2083-nucleotide messenger RNA. Its product is annotated as probably inactive leucine-rich repeat receptor-like protein kinase At5g48380. The transcript has 2 exons. The record is from RefSeq and is a predicted model, not a curated record. NCBI's taxonomy places the organism in Eukaryota, Viridiplantae, Streptophyta, Magnoliopsida, Fagales, Fagaceae. Gene Ontology annotation, biological process: protein phosphorylation. Gene Ontology annotation, molecular function: protein kinase activity; ATP binding. The coding region runs from base 387 to 1844 and encodes 485 amino acids.